Molecule: messenger RNA, 459 nt
Organism: Penicillium diatomitis
Lineage: Eukaryota; Fungi; Ascomycota; Eurotiomycetes; Eurotiales; Aspergillaceae
Product: DUF2423 domain-containing protein
Exons: 2
Coding region: 1-459 (152 amino acids)
Cellular component (GO): preribosome, large subunit precursor
Source: RefSeq, a predicted model, not a curated record
AUGGCGAAAAGUGUCCGUGCCAGCGUCUCCAAGCGCAACCGAGCCAACCUGCGCACUAAGAUAUUCGGCCCUGUCGUCGAUGCCCGCACUGAGCGCCUAGCAGCCAAGCUGCAAGAGAUUGCUUCUCAGCCCAAGCCUGAGCAUUCUGACAAGAGCAAGAUGGAGGUGGAGGAUGAGACUGCCGAUCAAAAUGUCGAGAAAGCUACCGCGGCCGACGAGGGUGAGUUUUCCCCAAAGGCUAUGUCAAUCGCGCUUGACUGUCAGGUGAAGAUCUUGCGAAAAAGGGGGCGCCAGCUAACUUCCUCUGCAGCCAUGGACAUUGACAACAAGUCCUCCACAACUCGCUCCUCCAAAUCUGGACGAGUGCAGAAGCAACACAAGAACCGCCGAACUCGUCCCUCCAUCGUCUUCUCCAAGCCCGGCUCCAAGAACAAGAAGGGCGGUCCCAAGAAGAAGUAA